UAAAUCUUAGUAUAAGUAGUAGUAAUAACAACAACAAAUAUAUCGUGAAACUGUUUAAAUUUUAAGUGAAAUGGACGAGAAGGAUGACAGGACCAAAAACCUAUCACUAAAGCCAGCAGUGCCGCCAAUUCCACCGCCUAUGCACGUCGCCAAAAUACAACCCAAGCUUCUAUUCCAGCUCUACAUCAAUACGUUUCUGGGCGCAUCCUUUGCCGAGCUCUUCACCUUCCCCAUGGACGUGGUCAAGACGCGUCUACAUUUGCAGGGAGAGGCGGCACAGAAGGGCGAAUCAGGCGGCCCAAAACGCGGAAUGUUUGGUAUAAUGUAUGGUAUCGUUAAGGAAGAGGGUUUCAAGAGUCUGUACAGUGGACUAUCUGCGAUGAUUACACGCAAUCUAAUAUUUAAUGCCCUUCGUGUCGUUUUCUAUGAUGUGGUCAGACAGGAGUUUGUAUAUUACGAUGAGGAGGGCCAUGAAGUGCUGAGUCUGUUUCGGGGUUUUGUGGCGGGAAACAUUGCUGGUUGUAUGGCACAGGCAUUGGCCAAUCCAUUGGAUAUUAUAAAGAUACGCAUGCAAAUGGAUGGAAGGCGUCGAUUUCUCGAUCAACCUGUGCGCGUUAAGAACGUUGGCCGGGGCAUCAUAGAUCUAUAUAGACAAGGUGGCAUUAUCAAUAUGUGGAAGGGUAUGGGUCCCAGCUGUUUUCGUGCCAUGAUGAUGACAGCAGGUGAUACGGCGGCCUAUGAUUUGAGCAAGCGACAUUAUAUACGACUGUUCAAGAUCAAGGAUGGCAUCCUUAUCCAGUUUAUGGCAUCGGUUACAGCUGGCUUGGUGGCCAGCGUUCUCAGCACACCCGCCGAUGUGGUCAAGUCUCGCAUUAUGAACCAACCGACCGAUGAGAAGGGCCGUGGUCUGCACUAUAGGAAUGCUUUUCAUUGCUACUACAAAUUGAUAACCGAGGAGGGCCUAAUGGCAAUGUACAAGGGCUUUACUCCAUGUUGGUUGCGCAUUGGACCCUGGUCGGUUGCCUUUUGGACAGCAUUCGAGCAACUGAGAAAGUGGCAGGGUCAAACGGGAUUUUAAAUUGUCGAUCUCCACAUUAUUUUUCAUAUAUAUAUUUCUAUAGAUAUGUAUCUCUUCGAGUAUGAAUUUCAAUAAAGAACUUAUUCUUAUAUGUA
Messenger RNA from Scaptodrosophila lebanonensis, 1173 nucleotides. RefSeq names its product mitochondrial uncoupling protein 4C-like. The transcript has 2 exons. Bases 71 to 1078 code for a protein of 335 amino acids. Gene Ontology annotation, biological process: response to cold. The record is from RefSeq and is a predicted model, not a curated record. Lineage: Eukaryota; Metazoa; Arthropoda; Insecta; Diptera; Drosophilidae.